UUUAAAUUUAUAAACAGAACUGGUUUCUUACCUUUUUUAUUCUUGUUUAUUUUUUAAGUAUCAGUUCGGUUUUUCCAAGGAGUAGCAAAUAGUAUUUUUAAAUUGUGUACCACAUAACCAUCAAAUUAAUUUGUUAAAUGGUAAUUUGGAAAAUGAUAGUAAGAGUGAGGAGUUUUGUACUGUUAUUUGGUGGAUUUUUGGCGAAUAUUUAUUUUGUUAGCGGUACCCCACAGACCAGUUUAGAAUACAAACCGAUUAGACCUAGCUUCAGUCCCAGCGGUUCCCACACGACCGGACAGCUCAUUCCACCGGGACCGCCAUGGCCGGACAGCGUAGAGGGAUACCAGAAUUUUAGUUCCAUCACGAAACCCCCAAUGUUGGCCGACAGACUGCCAGAUUUGUCACCAACAACGCAAAGAAACCCGAAUGUGCCAUCUUUCGCUGGUAGCAGCGACACCCAUAAAGUACCGCCGGGUAAACCAUGGCCCGAUAGUGCUGAAGGGUACCACAACUUUAGCGUCAUAACCAAACCAACAGUUAUCGUGGAUAGAUUACCUGAAGUUAGUACGGAUAGAAACCCGAAUAAACCCAGCUUUGCCGGUGCUACCUUCAUAAACGGCAUGGUACCCAGUGGUAAACCUUGGCCCGAUAGCAUCGAAGGGUACCUAAACUUUACCACCCAAAAACCAACAAGAUUACCCAACUCCAGCACACCAUUCAUCGAUUUAUUUUAUCCCUUGGUUCAUACCACGUCGAACCCUGAUUUAUUCACCACAACCACAAUGGUACCGCCAACCAUAGAGGAUCCAAUACCACCCAAAAGCGAAAUACCGAUGAACCCUCAACCACAAGAUCUGAACAACUUGGACUUUUUUAAGCCACAGUUUAAACCAGUGGAUCAUGAGACAUUCUUUAGACCUUUCGGCAUAGAUCACCACGAAAAUAACCAUAGAAAAACCACCAUGGUACCGGAAACAAAGCCACCAAUGGGACCAUCAGUAAUAAUCAACAUACAAAAGCAACCCAUGGGUACCACAACCAAAAAAACCAAAGUACCAACAAGAAAACCUACUACACGUAAACCAAACGUUAUGGUGAGCAGUUUAUUACCACCAGAAGCUUUGGAGGUUUUAGAAGUUCAAUAUAAAGGAAAACCCUCCACCACUGUGGUACCAACUGUAACCAGGCCUACCACAACAGAAAAAACAACAGUUUUAAAUAUUAUAAAAGCUCCUGCUACCGUGUUACUGCCUCCAAAAUAUUAUUAUCAUAAUGGGGGCAAUGAAAACUCAAAUAAUGGAAAUAUUAAUUUUAAUUUGGGCGAUUUAAUGCUGCCCCAAGUUUUUGUGUUUUUUGAUAAGUAUGAUUACAAACCAGAUUCUCACGAAAAUUUUAAUAGUUUUUAUGAUGGACAUUAUUAAAAGAUUUAGAUUUCUGUAACUUGGAUUAA
Messenger RNA from Brassicogethes aeneus, 1450 nucleotides. The record is from the annotation of a GenBank genome assembly. Lineage: Eukaryota; Metazoa; Arthropoda; Insecta; Coleoptera; Nitidulidae.